UGGGGAAUCAGGGGAACUCAGAUUCUGAUCAGAAUAUUAAUUUGACAAUUUGGAAAAAUAGUGAUUCCUCCUUUCAUUCUUACCAUUAUUUUUUAAAAGACCAUUAUAACCCUAAUCAAAUACCUUAAUACCAAAAUACUCUAAAAUUAAACUACCUAAAUCAGGACAUAAGAAAUGCCCUAGCAUCUAUCGGAUCUCACUCGCUUCGCCUCUUUGCUUGGAGAAGAACAUCUCGGCGGCUGCGGCGACACAACCUCUCCGGUGGCGUUUGGUUCUCCGGCAAAAUGAGGCCCAUUUUCUGUGGGAAUUUUGAGUAUGAUGCACGGCAGUCUGAUCUGGAACGACUUUUCAGAAGAUAUGGAAGAGUUGAUAGAGUAGAUAUGAAGUCUGGAUUUGCUUUUGUUUAUAUGGAGGAUGAGAGAGAUGCUGAGGAUGCAAUUCGAGGACUUGAUCGAAUAGAAUUUGGUAGAAAGGGACGCCGACUUCGUGUUGAGUGGACCAAGCAAGAACGUGGUAUCAGAAGGCCUGGGGUUUCAGUAGGGGGUUCGAGAAGAUCUGCUAAUUUGAGACCUUCAAAGACAUUGUUUGUUAUUAAUUUCGAUCCAUAUCGUACUAGACCGAGGGACUUGGAGCGGCACUUUGAUCCUUAUGGGAGAAUAGCAAAUGUAAGGAUCAGAAGGAAUUUUGCAUUCAUUCAGUAUGAAACGCAAGAGGAUGCUACCAAAGCCCUGGAAUCUACACACAUGAGCAAGUUGAUGGAUCGAGUUAUUUCAGUGGAAUAUGCAAUACGAGAUGAUGAUGAACGAAGAAAUGGGUAUAGCCCUGACAGACGAAGUCGCGAUAGAUCCCCAGAGCGGAGAAGCUAUGACAUGGGUCGGUCACCAAGUCCCUAUAGAAGAGAGAGAGCUAGUCCUGAUUAUGGACAUGGUCCAAGCAGAAGUCCUUAUCGGAGAGAGAGGGAUAGCCCUGAUUAUGGUCGUCGGUCCAGCCCAAGUCCCUAUCGAAGAGAGAGAGCUAACUCUGAUUAUGGUCGUGGUCCCAGCGCCAGUCCCAGCCCUCAUGGGAGAGAGAGGGCAAACCCAGAUAAUGGCCGUGGCCGUAGCCCUAGUCCUCGUAGAAGGGAUGACCGUGGCCUCAGUCCUAGUCCUCGUAGAAAGGAUGACCGUGACCUCAGCCCUAGUCCUCGUAGGAGGGAUGACCGUGGUCUCAGCCCUAGUCCUCGUAGAAGGGAUGAGCGUGGCCUCAGCCCUAGUCCUCGUAGAAGGGAUAACCAUGGCCUCAGCCCUAGUCCUCGAAGUAGAAGGGAUGACCGUGACAUCAGCCCAAGUCCUCGUAGAAGGGAUGUGCAUGACCUCAGCCCCAGUCCUCGUGGAAAGGAUGUUCGUGACUUCAGCCGCAGUCCUCGUAGGCAUGAGAGGACUAGCCCUGAUUAUGAUCGGGAUGCCAGCCCAAAUUUGAAGGCUGAUCUGAAGGAUAGCCCUUAUGGUGCUGAUGAAAGCCCUGUUCCUGAGAGAGAUCACAGUCGUUCGCCCCGUGCAUGGGAAAGGUCUCGAUCUUAAUGAACAUCACCCUGCAGGCAUUUUCCAUGCAGCAGCUGCUGGAUUUGAAUGUUGACCUUCCUGUACGCUUGCGACAGUGUGUAGUCAAUGCUAGUUCAUAAUUUUUUUUUUUUUUAGUUCUCUAGUGAUUUGAAUUCCUCAACUGGAUAUUGAGCUUGUUAUUUUGCCUUUCCUCCCUACAGUACUCCUUGAUUAGAGCUUUAUUAUUAUAUUUUUUUUUCCGUUUUUAUCUGAAACAGGAAUUUGGCCCUUGUGUAACUGGACAUGUAACUUGAAUGCUUCACAAGAAUUCUGCUGUUUGCCUUAA
This is a messenger RNA of Malania oleifera, 1866 nucleotides long. RefSeq names its product serine/arginine-rich splicing factor RS41. Gene Ontology annotation, biological process: mRNA splicing, via spliceosome. Gene Ontology annotation, cellular component: nuclear speck. The transcript is spliced from 6 exons. Gene Ontology annotation, molecular function: RNA binding. The record is from RefSeq and is a predicted model, not a curated record. Bases 285 to 1559 code for a protein of 424 amino acids. Lineage: Eukaryota; Viridiplantae; Streptophyta; Magnoliopsida; Santalales; Ximeniaceae.